Phycodurus eques (leafy seadragon) is the source of this 339-nucleotide messenger RNA. Its product is annotated as somatostatin-1-like. Gene Ontology annotation, biological process: regulation of cell migration. Gene Ontology annotation, molecular function: hormone activity. The transcript is spliced from 2 exons. Bases 1 to 339 code for a protein of 112 amino acids. Gene Ontology annotation, cellular component: extracellular region. The record is from RefSeq and is a predicted model, not a curated record. NCBI's taxonomy places the organism in Eukaryota, Metazoa, Chordata, Actinopteri, Syngnathiformes, Syngnathidae.
AUGAAGAUGGGUUCGUCCUCCUCUUGGUGCCUCCUGGUGCUCCUGCUCGGCGUGUGCGCCUCCUCAGCCGCGCUCACGCGUGCUAACGCCAGACGCGGCGGAACACUUGGGCCCUAUAAACAGGACCUACUGGACUCGUCCCUGGCCGAGGUGGUUCUUUGGGACCUCCUCCAGAUGGAGAACGAGGCGACGGAGGACGACGAGGACGAGCGAGGGCAGAGGCGGUCCGGGGAAGCCGAGGAGCGCCCCGGAGCUCCCGGGCUCGCCCAGCUCGUGGGGCCUCGCGAGAGGAAAGCGGGAUGCAAGAACUUCUUCUGGAAAACGUUCACGUCCUGCUGA